GUGAGUUAUAGAACUGGCUGAUUUUAAGCUCCCUACCUUAUUGUGGUCUUGCAAAACAGAUGGACGGAGUAGAUUUGCCACAGACAUAUCUGAGGGCCCCACGUAUCCCCAUUCAAAGUAACAUCUAUGUGCCCAGGCCCUCAAUCCCGUCGUCAGGCAAAAGAGACGGUAUCUAAUAAACAUACACCAAAUAAUGGUGUAUUUCUACCCGCACUGAUCAUUCCCUCAGUAUAAGUAAACCCUACCUCCCUCCGCAAUGCUCACGACUACCAUACCAUUACAGGUGGCCCACCUAAGGAAACCGAUCACCACAGCUGCUCUUACAACAUGAACGGCCAAGAUCGCCAUUCCCCACGUCGCAGCACCACCAUCGAAAACCCAUCGGAAACAACCAACGGCGCCUGUUCAGCCUCCAACCUCAUUCAAAAGAUCAGAAACAAUCUCAUCCUUCGAUCAAAAUGGGCGGAACUCAACGGAGCGAUGGGAGAUUUGGGAACGUACAUCCCCAUAAUCAUGGCCUUGACACUAGCCAAGGACCUUAACCUUGGUAUCACACUCAUUUUCACUGGCAUCUACAACAUCAUCACCGGCAUGAUCUACGGCGUACCGAUGCCUGUCCAACCCAUGAAGGCGAUCGCAGCCGUUGCAAUCUCCCACGGUCCGGAUUUCGGCGUCCCCGAGAUCAUGGCAGCUGGAAUCUGCACCGGCGGGACGCUUCUUGUGCUGGGAGUAACAGGGCUAAUGGAAUUCGCUUACAAGCUCAUCCCUCUGCCGGUGGUGAGAGGCGUCCAGCUCUCACAGGGCCUGUCCUUCGCUUUAACGGCCGUUAAGUACGUUCGGAAUGUUCAGAACUUCUCAAAAGGGAAAGCUAGCGGCGAGAAUCGCCGUUGGCUGGGCUUAGAUGGGCUGAUCUUAGCCCUUGUUUGUGCUUGUUUUAUUGUGAUUGUCAGUGGAGCGGGCGAAGAAACCGAUGAAGCUGAUGAUGAGAUGGACGGUGGUGAUGGGGUUUUAUGCGGUGAAUCGACGGAUAAGAGAGGGCGGUUUUGGAGAUUUUUUAUGUACCUUCCAUCAGCUAUGAUUGUGUUCUUGUUGGGUGUUGUUUUGGCUAUCAUAAGGAGGCCCAGUGUAGUGAAGGAGAUUGAAUUUGGACCGUCCAAUGUGAAUGUAGUGAGGAUAUCUGCUCAUUCCUGGAAGGAAGGCUUCUUGAAAGGUGCGAUACCGCAAAUACCUCUUUCCGUUCUCAACUCCGUGAUAGCGGUGUGUAAGCUGUCGUCGGAUCUCUUCCCGGGGAAGGAUUUCUCGGUGACGUCGGUGUCUGUGAGCGUUGGGCUGAUGAAUUUGGUGGGAUGCUGGUUCGGCGCCAUGCCGUGCUGCCAUGGGGCUGGUGGGCUCGCUGGGCAGUACAAGUUCGGAGGGAGGAGCGGUGGGUGCGUUGCUAUCUUGGGGACAGCUAAACUAGCGUUGGGGAUCGUCUUGGGCAGCUCGAUCGUGAGGAUCUUGAUGCAGUUUCCGGUGGGGUUGUUGGGUGUGCUUCUCUUGUUUGCGGGGAUCGAGCUGGCCAUGGCUUCAAAGGAUAUGAAUUCCAAGGCGGAAUCGUUCGUUAUGCUCGUCUGCACUGCUGUUUCGCUGGUGGGGUCCAGCGCCGCGCUCGGGUUCGUGUGUGGGAUUGUGGUGCAUGUCCUUCUCAUGCUUAGGAGCUGGAAGAUCAAGAGCUGGAAGAUUUGGCAUGGAUGAGGGAUGGAUUUCGUGGGGAGAUGGUAUUAGGAGAUGUUGGGUGCAGUUGGUUUCUGUAGCGGCUGGAGGAAUUUCAUCGAACACUUGUUGUGCAAGCUCGUAGUCUCAUCUACCGUGCCGAUUAGUGACGCCUUUGUGGAUCCCACCAUAAUGAUGUGUUUUAUCUA
Molecule: messenger RNA, 1901 nt
Organism: Magnolia sinica
Lineage: Eukaryota; Viridiplantae; Streptophyta; Magnoliopsida; Magnoliales; Magnoliaceae
Product: molybdate transporter 1
Exons: 1
Coding region: 328-1734 (468 amino acids)
Biological process (GO): molybdate ion transport
Molecular function (GO): molybdate ion transmembrane transporter activity
Source: RefSeq, a predicted model, not a curated record